This is a messenger RNA of Grosmannia clavigera kw1407, 894 nucleotides long. Its product is annotated as nuclear localization protein. Gene Ontology annotation, molecular function: chromatin DNA binding. NCBI's taxonomy places the organism in Eukaryota, Fungi, Ascomycota, Sordariomycetes, Ophiostomatales, Ophiostomataceae. The transcript has 2 exons. Bases 1 to 894 code for a protein of 297 amino acids. The record is from RefSeq and is a predicted model, not a curated record. Gene Ontology annotation, cellular component: nucleus.
AUGAUAGAGUCUGGUAGGCGUUCUGGUCGUGCAGCAGCGCGACGAGCUGCUGCCGCGCUCGUGCGCCGCAAACGGCUUGGUCGGCCUCCUAAGAACAAGCCUCCAGACUGGGAUCAGAUGGUCGAAGUACCCGCGAAUGAAGCGGACGCCUCCACGCCGCGACGGCGUGGGCGUGGUGGUUGGCGGGGACGUGGUGGCCGGAAGGGGCAGGCACAACAAACACAUCAACAGCCAAUUGACAAAGAUGGAAAUCUUAUGGAUAUUGUCAACGACGAGGUAGACCUACCAGAAGAUUUAGAGGGCGAAACUAAAGUCGACAAGGAUGGCAACCUCUUGGGCGGGCGCGAAUACCGAUGCCGAACUUUCACAGUUGCUGGUCGAGGCAGCCGGCUCUACAUGCUAUCCACAGAACCCGCGCGAUGUGUCGGGUUUCGAGACUCGUACCUUUUUUUCACAAAACACCGCCGUCUAUACAAAAUUAUUGUCGGUGAAGACGAGAAGCGCGAUAUGAUCGAACGGGACAUCAUUCCACACAGUUACAAGGGCCGGACCAUAGGAAUUGUCACCGCACGCUCUGUCUUCCGAGAAUUCGGUGCUCUGAUCGUCGUUGGUGGACGGCGCAUCACAGAUGACUAUGACAUUGCCAGAGCCCGCGAAGAGGGCGCCAUUGACGGUGAGAUCGCUGAUCCGAACGAUCGCUUCGUUUUGGGUGAACUGUACAACAAGAAUCAAUAUGUGGCGUGGCACGGUGCCAGCUCCGUAUACCACUCCAACGCACCGACUGUGCCUCAGCAAAAUCUAAAGCUAGCAGAGAGCAAGAAGCGGAGAGUUGCUGUCAAUGAUAGCAAUUGGCAACUCGAACACGCUCGGGAAGCAAGGCAAGUCUUUUCAUAA